GUCAAUACGUCACCUUUAAGUCAUAAUUUGUUUACAACAGAAAUCAAUAUUUUGGUUAAGGUCUUCUAAGUUGUUGCUUUUUAUAUCUCGAAUCAGAAUUGAGAAACAAUCCGAAAUUUGUUGCAAACCUCGUGCGUCCAGUUGUGAUUUUUGCGAUUGACGAAUAACAAUCCUACUGAAGCCCUUGUCCAAGAUGUCUUCAAUCUAAGCAGUUUCCAUACAAUGGAAGUUUAUCGAACGUCCAUAGCUAUUCAUUCACGCAGCGGUUAUAUAAAAGCAAAAUCAUCAGUAAGUCACUUUACAACCAACUUUGAAGAGCAACCUGGUUUUGAGGAGUUAGGUGAUUCGAGUUCCAGUUCUGACAUGUCUAAUCCAAACUAUUCGAAACUGUUUUAUGAAACGGAAAACCAAGAAAACGAACUGCCCAAGAGAUAUGACGACAAAUAUCCUGAUGCAUCAAGACUUCUUAGGUCCAAAGUGAUCGAAGAGGACGAAGAUCGUUUCCACUUAAAACAUUCGCCAGAAGAAGCAACGCCGAUGAUUAUGAAAACAAUCAUGGUUGGUGGAGACUAUCAGGCAGUCAUUCCAGAAGGCUUGUCACCUUAUGGAGACGCCCUUCCUUACGAAAAUGACGACAAACUGUUAUGGGACCCGACGCCAAUAUCGGCUGCAGAAGUUGCCGAUUUUCUCACCCAAGCUGCAACUAUUUGCAAAACUUCACUGCCUAUUGGCAAGCAUUUGAGAGAUAAUGAACCAGCACUUCAUCUGCUUCAACAAUGUGGCCAUAAUACCGAAGAGGCAUUGAGGCGGCUUCAAAUCAAUAAGCAUCUUUAUGAAGAUGAUACUAUGCAAAUAUGGUCAGAAGAAGAGUGCAGAAAUUUCGAAUCGGGAAUUCGAUUAUUUGGGAAAAACUUCUGGAUGACUCAACAAAACAAAGUCCGAACAAGGUCAGUUGGAGAACUCGUGCAAUUUUACUAUCUCUGGAAAAAAAGCGAGAGGCACGAUAUGUUUGCGAACAAGAUAAGACUGGAAAAAAAGAAAUAUGUUUUACACCCGGGCGUUACCGAUUUCAUGGACCGAUUUUUGGAGGAAUCAAGUGACUUCCGGGACAGAAGUUCUUCUCCGAAUGUUGUCAACACAAAUACUACACCAAAUACGUAAUCAAUCAGACAUUUGAUAAGCGAGGUGUUAGUUGUAGAAUUCACUACGUUUUGGAAGUAAUGUAUAUUUGGUAUUGAGUAGCAUAGUAUUAUAUUUAUUAAAUAAUUGCUUUAUAAUUAAUGUGUAAUGAUCUUUAUCUAUCGGAAUACUUUUUAGUAAUUAUGCUAUGAAUGUUAGCAGAUUGUUACAUAGCUUUUGAAUUUUUAGAGAAAUAUAGUUUUUUAUAGUGA
Molecule: messenger RNA, 1391 nt
Organism: Dendroctonus ponderosae (mountain pine beetle)
Lineage: Eukaryota; Metazoa; Arthropoda; Insecta; Coleoptera; Curculionidae
Product: mesoderm induction early response protein 1
Exons: 3
Coding region: 223-1161 (312 amino acids)
Biological process (GO): negative regulation of transcription by RNA polymerase II
Cellular component (GO): nucleoplasm
Molecular function (GO): histone deacetylase binding; transcription corepressor activity
Source: RefSeq, a predicted model, not a curated record